Messenger RNA from Phymastichus coffea, 5497 nucleotides. It is a transcript of the gene numb, whose product is annotated as protein numb. The record is from RefSeq and is a predicted model, not a curated record. The transcript has 11 exons. Lineage: Eukaryota; Metazoa; Arthropoda; Insecta; Hymenoptera; Eulophidae. The coding region runs from base 861 to 2957 and encodes 698 amino acids.
CGGAUUGCGUACCGGGUCGGGGACCGGAGAGUCCGCGCGCACGCAGGCUCACUCGCGACGGGUCUACUGUCUCGUUUUCGAUUUCUUCGUCCUCUUACGCGCGUCUUAUCGUAGGAGCUUCGAGUAGUGUUGGUCUUGAGGAAUUUCAGCGCAAAAAAGUGCAAACAUCGAGCAAACGAGUGCUCUAGGAGCGAGGAGGCUGCAGCGAGCGUCCGCCAGAUGGCACAGAGAGGCUGACCGUUGGAGUUGCAACGAUAAUUUUUCGAAUCAUCGUCGGGCAGUGUGAAAGCGCUCAGGCUGCGGCGGAGAAUUCGGUUUGACGGCAGCUCGGAAGUACACAAGUCCAACGGCCGGUGUAACGGCCGAGUGCUCGUGCCAACGGAAAAACGUGGGAACGAAGUCGUGCGCGUUGUCGGGGCGCGUCAUUUGAAAAAAAGUGCAGCAGCACUGGCGCUCCGCUCAUUCAAAUAGUCGAGUCUACCUGCCCUCGCUCCUCGACUCCCCACUACUCGCGCGAGCUGUGUUGGUGCGUGCACACUGUGGGUGUGAGUGUAAGUGACGUAGUCUCUCGCACGCGCGCUACCUCGCAAAGCAAAGCCAUAUACUCGCAUGACUAGUUCUCGGCUCCCGGCCGGCAACCAUGGAUCCUCCACGGACGAGCUGAGGAAGCCUGUCAAACUGCUGUCGCUGCUGCUGUAACGUCCCUGCUGCCGUCGUCGUUGUGUGUGUCCAAGUGCGCGAACGUACUACUGAGCGUCCUGAAAACGUUACUCUCUGUGCGCGAGUGCGUUCAAAGGUGCCGUGUGUAAUUAAACGAUAGCUUUGCGCUCAACAGAAAUUGAUAUCAACGCAACGUUAUCAUGGGCAAUCAUCCUUCGACUCAUCAACCCCUCGAACGAGGUUUCACUCGUCGCAGUGGCUUCCGUCUCUCGAAGCGCGAGAGAUCGCCAGGUAAAAGGAUGGACAGAUUAAGAAGAAGCUUUCGUGACAGCUUCCGUAGACGGAAAGAAUCACAGUCGCCCGAAGCGGUCAAGCCGCACGUUUACCACGAAGACGAGAUCGCCGUUAGACAGGGCACUUGCAGCUUUCACGUCAAGUACUUGGGCUGCGUGGAAGUCUACGAGUCCAGGGGUUCACAAGUUUGCAAUGAAGCUCUCAAAGUACUAAGAAGCUCAAGAAGGAGGCCUGUUCGAGCAAUACUUCAUGUAUCUGGUGAUGGACUUAGAGUGGUAGAAGAUGAAACAAAAGGUCUAAUUGUUGAUCAAACAAUAGAGAAGGUGUCUUUUUGUGCUCCCGAUGGCAACCACGAAAGAGGAUUCAGUUAUAUCUGUAGAGAUGGUACAACCAGACGUUGGAUGUGCCAUGGAUUCUUGGCUUUGAAAGAUUCAGGAAUAAGACUGAGUCAUGCAGUUGGAUGUGCUUUCAAUCUCUGUCUGCAGAGAAAAGAAGAGAGAGCCAGAGAGUGCGGAGUAACAAUGAUGUUCGAUGAGAAAACUUCCACAUUUACAAGGAUGGGAAGCUUUAGACAGCCUAGCCUUACUGAAAGGCUACAUCAAGAUAGUCGAGAACGCGCUAUUGAUGUUCCACCAGCGAGGAACGUUCCAGCAUAUAAUCCAUUCGCGAUCGAGAGGCCACACGCGACGCCAUCAAUGCUGGAACGCCAAGGAUCCUUCCGGGGUUUCAAUCAGCUGAAUCAAGCUUCACCAUUCAAACGUCAGCUCAGUCUGCGCAUCAAUGACUUGCCGAGCAAUUUGGAACGAACUCGUAGUCACAGCCUUGAACCAACUGACUUGUCGCGUCUACCUCCAGCACUAUCACAUCAGAUUCCCGUAAAGCCACCUGAUUUCGAAGGAUACGACGAAGUGAGUCCUAUCCCCGAGAUAUCGCCAAGCGGUCACGACAGCGUAUCGGCGAUGUGCCAGCAACUCUCGCAUGGACUGUCUCUGCUCUCUAGCAAUGAUGACUUCGCACCAGCUCUUACGCAGACCACUACUAGUACUGUCGUCAAGAAACUCUUCGAAAACACCACAACUAUCACGACUACUCGGUCGAACAAUGCAAACUUGUUAACCAACAGCAACUCACUGGAUGAUCUCAAAUUGCAAAACGGCCAAAGUUUCAGCGAAUUGUUAUCCUCGAAGCCUCUUCACAGUACCGACGAGAGUCAAGGACUCGGAAGCGACGGUGCAAGUUGGCAGGAGAGUUCGUCGAGCGUGCUAUCUUCGACAAAUAACAAUAGCAACGGCAAGGACGCCCGACUCACACCAAUUCUUAACCAAUGCUCUAUCAGUCCCGUCCUCACGCGCAGCAGUGUCAACAGCACACCAGCGCUCCCGGCAAUCGCUUCGAUCUUCGACACACCAGCUGCAAGUCCCUCGUUUAGUAAUGCCUCAGGAUCAUCACUUAGUAGUACUACAGGAAGGUCACCCGUACCCAUACCCCCUCCGAGAAGUAUCGAUUCGCCCAAUGUUAGCCUGGCGUCAGCGUCGCCAAUAACCGCGGGAGCUGUCUCGAAUGCAGUUGGACCAAUCCUCGGACCAGUUUCAACACCGAUGCUUGCAUCGGGAAUCUCGUCGAAUAUGAGUGGAAUUACUGAGAUUCCUAAUUCCACGGCUGUACAGCUAAUGGCCAUGCCAGCGGUGCCUGUAAUGUCGAGCUCAGCGAAUUUACCGAACGCUGAUCAGUGGCUUGGCAAUGUAACGACACAAGUAACCGCAUCGUCGAGUGGCAUUGCACCGCCUCCUCUUUCAACGAGUCCACGACGAGCACCGCCACUGCAUUCGAGGGCUAUGAGUCUUGGCUCGGCAGUUAUGAACCCUAGCUCUUCGAGAACCGGACCCGUGGAUCCCUUCGACUCCGAGUGGGCCGAGAUCGCAACGCGCAAUCUCCGACAAGCGUCUACCACAAACCCGUUCAUCAUGCCCAACACUACUCAAGCUUUUCAGGUGCAAUUGUAGCGCGAGGAGUUACAAAAGAGCAUCGCCGAUUAUUACCGCUCUAACGCUAAAUAAGAAAGUCUUUCGAAUCAAGGAGAAGCCUCUUGUAGAAAAGACCCGCAAUAAAUGUAGAGAGAAGCUUUGAUAUUUUCUAUACGAAAUCGAGGUGCUUCUCAUGCACGAAAAUGCAUUUCGUUUACAUGCCAACCGAAAUAUCGCCGUCGACAAUUCGAGAAAGAUUACGGGGUAAAGAUACGAGAUAAAAGUUCAGGAUGCUCAAAUAAAGAAGUUACUAUUCCGACGUCAGUUUCGCCUUUCUAAAUUCGUCUGCCCUGAGAUUCGAGAAUAUCGCGAGAGCAUAUAUACGAACUUGUUACGUUUAUAAAAAGUUUAAGUUACCACGGUGUAACGCAAUGUAUUGACGUGACAUUUGUUUAUGUAAUUCAUAUACACAUUUUAUAGUUUUUUGUAAUCACGAGAAUACAGGGUGUAUCCUGUCUUUUAUGCAUUGUCAUAUACAAAUAUAUCAAAAGCGUUCAUUUUAUCGUGGUUACUUGUAACAAAUUGGUUAUAUUUUUGGAGGUAGAAAAAUAAGAAAUGAUAAAAAAUGUUGUUUCGGCAAAACUAUAAACGGUGCGCUAUCAUUUAGGGACAUUUUUAAUGAUAUGUUUAAUCAUUUUUUUAUUUUCUUAUUUCUUCCUAAAUCAAUAAGAACAUGUUUUAGAGCUUCCUACAAUCUAUUUGAUCUGUUAAAAAUUUUAUAUUAAGAAUUCCAAAGAUGAUUAAGUGUAUAUAUUGUUUGAAAGUGAUUAAAAAUUUUACUAAAUCGAAUCUCACUUUAAGAUUUUACAAAGACAAAACUGACGUCGUAGCUUUGCUCGUCGAUUAACGAGAACACGAAUAAUAAAAUAUUGCCACAAACUUAAUAAAGAAAAGAUAUCACUCAAGCUGCAAUAAAACUUAAAAAUAUUCUACUUAGGCUCGUGAAGCCGAGCGGUUAAGAAUUUGUCGUUCUUUGCAUGAUGCGCAAAAUUUACACGCACCGAUGAACUUUUACUGCACCAACUUUAAUGAAGUUAUUAUGCUAUUUACGGCAAAUAUGAUGAUAUUAGUGAGAAAAGAGAAAUCGAUAGAUGAUACGAAUAGAGUGUGAGAGAAAUAUAUAUGUUAAAUAUCGGAUAAGAUCUGUGAUAUGAUGAAUGGGUCAGUACUUAAGAUUCUCGUGGUUCGUUGUUGCAAAAUUUAUAUUUUGUCAACGAACCUCGAAAUUCAUUAGACUAUUUGAAAAACAAAACCAAGUCGGAGUACAAAGUUCGUUUUCAUUUCAACGAAAAUUGAAAAUGAUCUUUUUUUAAAUUGUUACAUUUUCACCAGUCGAAGAAAUUUUUAAUAUUAUUCGAUUGAAUUUAGUCACAGAAUUGAAAGAACCAGUUUUCAAGUACUACUAUAUGCCUUUGUAUGAAACAAAAAUAUUGCGAAAUCUAAAAAAAGUGGAUAGAGUCGUAUUCUUAGUAAUUCUCCGAAGUAGCAGUAAAUUAACAAAAAACUAAGUUCGGUUGUCGUUAGAAAAUCGGCAAAGAGCUCCGCACGAUACCAUUAUUAAUAGCAAGUAGAUUUUGACCUUAGAAAAAACAAGAGAAUAGGUAUGAUGUCCUAUCACACUAUUGUUGUCUAUUAUUAAAAGGAACAUUACUCGCCGAAGAUGCAUAUAUUAUAUAUAUACCGUAAGCGAUAAUGACUGCAGAUAUCAAAAUAUUUAAAAAAGUUUCUCGUGUAGUUCUUGCGAGUAGUUCGAAGCGAGUUGUCGCUUAAUGUGAAAGCCGAUUUUUCGAUUCUGCGGACGUAAAGCAUUUGAAACGAUUGGAAUUCAAUAUCAAGCAUUUCUCGAAUUGUGCAUCAUUUGACAUUCAAUGUUUUGCUAUUAAAAACAGCACGUUAAUCUAGUGAAAAUAAGUUAUUUUUUUAGUAAUAACAAAAUAUAGAAUUACUCGAUUUGUUUUUAAUUUUCUAAAUUAAUCUGUUGACUGGCAUCGCAUCGUACACGCGGCAUUAGAGUCAUUCAAACAAAUUUGUACAUAAAGAAAAGAGUGAUUACGUCUCGCUAGAUGCAUUGCUACAGAACCGAGAAUCAAAUUCACUUAUAGUACUUAACAGCACGGAUAAAAGAAAAGAGAGCCAUGUCUUUGUUUAGAAUUGUUGAUGUCUCGAGAAUCAAUGCUUUUAAAUGAACGAUUGCGUGCGCGCACACACAUAUAGGUAAGCAUGUGUAUUUUUUAAUUUAAGUUUGGUGUUAAAAACCGCACGCCUCAUCACAGCUCGUUUUUUUUACUCGAUUCGCGUCACGCCGUUGCCGUUCAUUCUUAAAUUAUGACGAGAGAAAAAGAACGCAUGAAAAAGAUGUUUUACUUUAAUAUGCGAUGCAAUCAACGCGUAACAUUGAAAUUAAAAAAAAUAAAGGGCGCGUGCCUCGUCCGUGCCGAGAAAAUCGAAAAAUAGAAAGCUAAAGCAAGCACAAGGAACAAAGCCGUGUACUUACGACGGUCCUUAUAUAUAUAUAUAUA